AAAGUUUAAUCCUACACUUGAUCACAGCCUGUUGUGGCUGAGAUAUGUGAAUUGUAAUUUUCUGCUAUGACCCUCAUAAAAAAUCCUCUUAUCCUUCUCUCAUUCUUCUUUGUCAUUGUGUUCAAGGGUCAGUGUACUACCCCACCUUUAUGUAAUGCCAGAAGUAAAGCAAACUACUCUGUAACUUUUUUUGGAGAAUGGAAUGCAAUCAACUUUCCGAAGCAGUAUCCAACUUUCAGGCCACCUGCUCAGUGGUCCCAUCUUUUUGGCUGUGUUCACAGUCCCCAUUUUACACUCUGGGAUGCUGGGACCCUAUCUUCGAUGGGGGUAAAAAGUUUUGUGGAGAAUGGGGACGUUAAACUGUUGACAGAGGAAGUAGAGUCAUCAGAAGGCAAUGUUCAUCACUGGUUCACAGCUAAUCCUAUCACAUCUGGUGAAGGAAAGACAAGUACAGUCUUCAGAACAGACCCAUCCUAUCAUCUAGUCUCCAUACUUGUAAGGAUUAUUCCUAGCCCAGACUGGUUUGUUGGUACAAGCAGUCUAAAUCUGUGUGAAAAAAAACAGUGGAAGAAAACAGUUAAGUAUGACCUUUAUCCAUGGGAUGCAGGAACAGACAGCGGAUUUACAUUCUCAUCUCCAAACUUUGCCACUGAUCCUCCAGAGCCAAUAUUUCAAAUAACUGCCAAGCAUCCGUCCCAUCCGGCCAACUCCUUCUUCUACCCAAGACUGGAAAAUCUACCCCGGAUUGGUCAUCUAGAACUUGAGCUGUUAGCUAUAGAAGAAAUUGAAGAAAUGGAGCUACCGGAAAAUGAAACAAUGAAAAACUCAACUCUCUAUAGUUUAGACUCACAUGUUUUUCUUGACACUGAAAAUGAUACAAAAGCAGAACAGGAAGAAAUCACAGCAAAUCAUACUGUCAGCAAAAAAGAAGAAGUAACAUAUCCACUAGAUGAUCAUGAAGAGAAAUCAGAGCAAAAGAAAGAUACAGAGGGACACAAUGGUACACCUCUAGACUGUGAGGUAUCUGAUUGGUCUUCUUGGGGUCUCUGCAGCAGAUUAUGUGGCAAAGGUAUUAGAAAGAGAACCCGUUAUGUCAUCCUCCAACCUGCCAAUAAUGGGGAGCCAUGCCCAGAACUGGCAAUGGAGGAAGAAUGUGAAGACGCCCUCUGUGUGAUCGCCAAAAAAGAACCCGACACUAGCAAUGCUACUGAUACUCCCAAGCUGCUUAAUGAAACUGCGGAAGUAGAUAUGGCAAUAAAGCUGAGUAACAGUUCAGAGGCAGCAAACCAGAAUCUUUCUGUCUAUGACAACACAACAUCAGAAGAGUCUUUAAAUAUGACAACUUUGUUAGAAAACCAGGAAAAAACACAAGAUGGACAGCUUAUAAAAGGCACAGACCCACCAACCAGUAGCCAUGUCAUCAAAGAAAGAGGACUAUCACUCAACACAGCUGAAAAUGGUUAUGCUGGCUCAAGCAACCAACUCCCAUCAUUUUUUUCACCAUCUGAGGUAAAAGACAAAUCACAUGGAGGCAACCAUACCUGAGCCGAUGCCAGUGCAGGCAUAGUCCAGUCCAACCUGUAACAAAAUGUCUACAGAGUAAUGAAACCAAUCCCAUGUUUGUAUACAUGUACAGUGUUUUGACAGAUGGUGUAAGCCUAUUAACAUAUGCAUCAGUUUCACAUUACCACCUGAGAAAGAGAACUGUCAGUAAGCAGGCAUCUGUUUAAUUAUCCUCAGAAAGAUAAAAGGAGCAGAGUGUUUUGUUUUAAUGGUUCCAGCUUUGGCACCUAUAAUAAAUUAGUAUUUUUUAAAUUAUUUUAUUUUUUUCAGUUGUUAACUGGGUAGGAUAGUUGGUCCAAUGGAAUAUUUUCAGCCAUGUCCCAAUGAGCCAGAAAGAAGUAGGUUACACAUGACAGAUAGUAAUAAUAAGAUGCACUACAAACUACAUUGGGUAGCAAGUAAAAAGUAGGGGUGACAGGCCGUUUGUUAGUAAUCCAGAUAGUAAUUACUGACUAAAUGUUAAGUAUACCUUCUCCAAGAUUCAUAGUCUCUGUCAGUAAUGAACAAAGGAAUAGCCAUUCAUAUGAUGUACACUUCAUCGAACUAGAUUUCAUCACAAUAUUUCUGCCUAUGAGCACAGAUUACAGCUGAUGACUCAGAUGUUAAACUCCACAGGAAGUCAUUAUCACCUGACGUUUCAGCACCUUGUCAUUUCAUCCUCCCACACUCAUUUACUACCCACAAACAGUAGCUCAUAAACACCUACACAGACCAUAUAUGACUGUUAUUACUGAGAAGUGUUUCCUUCCUUAUACCGAAGUCUCUGAUCUAGUUCAGUUCAUUGUCCCAGUGAUACAGGAACAACUGGAAAAGGGAUGGUGCAUCUAGAGGUCAUGUUUCCACUUUUUAUGGGAAGUUUUCCGAGAGCUUGCCAUGCAACUCCCCUGAUGGAGACCAGGAGUGCUAUAGGAAGCAUGCAGGGAUGAGACAGGAAAACACUGCCAAACAUCCCCUUGGGUUCACAUAAGCAUACUCUCAAUUCCAUAGUUCAUAUCAAUGCACUUUGCUAUCUCAUAUGGGAUCAAAGAUGGUAAGUCGAAAUUUUAAAAAGACCUUUAGCUGCAGUGUAAAAGUGAUCAACCCCCAUUCUCAACCUCAUCAAUUCUUAAGAUGGAUUCAGGAGAAAGGGAUGAACUAAGUAAUGGGCAUACAGUGAGGGAACUGCCAUCUGAGAUUAACCACCAGAAAGUGGCUAGUAAAUUAAAAAAGAGAGAGAGAAUGGCUCAGGAGGCAGUAAAGGUACUGAGUGGUAGAAGAGAUGAAAUUCAUUCAUUUGUGUGUAUACCAUGUAAUGCAACUUACAACUGCUUCACCAUAAAGUGAAUAAUGAUUGUUUGAACCCACUAUAUGGAGCAGGUUCAAUUGCACAUUUUUUUAACUUCUUCCAUGACUGUACAAUCUUAAAGUAUUUUCUGUUGGACAAGAGGUACAUAGAACUUUGCUCCUGCAUUUUGGGUAUGUGAUGAGCUUGCUUGUCUUUUCAUCCAGGGUUUUCUUUUCAAACUUUUAAUACAAUACGCUCAGUAGUUCAUGUUUUGAUUAAAUGUCAGGUGGCCACAUAAAGCAUAUUCUGAAUUACAUACUAUGUAUAUGUUGCCAGUCUAGCUGAGAGGUGAAAUGCAGUUACCAUUAGGAGUAAUAAAUACAGUGAUAAUGCAGCAUCGUGUGCAAGUAAACUGCUUUCAUUAUUCCCUGAAACUCAUUCUGAGUUCUGUAUAAUAAAAGUGUCUCAGGAAUGACAUGUUUAGAAAGGUAAGUUGAGUGCAUAUAAAUCUAUAUAUGUAGGGGGUCUGGAAUAUUAUAAAUAAGAUAAAUGAAUUAUCCUUUACUGAAGGUUUACCAUAGAUUUAGCAGCAUGUCUCAUGAAGGAUGGUAUAGCCAUGAGUCAGAGAACAAGCUCCCUAAUUCUACAGCUAAAUAUAUUUAAUUUGUCACAUAAAGCAGAGCCCAGAUAUUGCACUUAAACAUUCUGCCAGGACUUUUUUGUUUGGAUUACUAUUUCCCACUCGUUUCAGUACAAUACAGUUACUCUGAGGUUUGUCUGUUGAAAGGGGCUUUACCUAAGUUUCUGUGAGGGAAUUUUCUCAUGGGUGAACGUCUGCUAUAGCUCUGAGGGUAAGUUCUAAUUGUUUUUAAUCUUGUUGCUAGCUUUGUGGUAUUGUUAUAAUUGUUUAUUAAGGGUUAUGUUUAUAUCUUUUAGCUUUGAACUUUGGUUAUGUGUUUUAGUCAGUUUAAUGUCACUUAUAAUACAACAGUACAGCUUUUCAUGUAAUAUAAUUUAUGUUGCGAUUUUAGCCUGUAAUCUAUUUCAUAUAAUAAAAUAAUAAAAGUGGCUUGGAGAUAGUA
Messenger RNA from Protopterus annectens (West African lungfish), 3909 nucleotides. RefSeq names its product spondin-2-like. Gene Ontology annotation, biological process: cell adhesion. The transcript has 5 exons. The record is from RefSeq and is a predicted model, not a curated record. NCBI's taxonomy places the organism in Eukaryota, Metazoa, Chordata, Ceratodontiformes, Protopteridae. Gene Ontology annotation, cellular component: extracellular matrix. The coding region runs from base 67 to 1545 and encodes 492 amino acids.